AUGCGUUUUUUGUAUGACCAGGAGGUACCACCUCCGGGUAGCCCUACCCUUGGCGACGAAGAGAACCAGAAGCAGUUGCAGCGACUUCUGGCUGAUAAAAUCAACACGUAUGCUCCUAUUGACGACCUACGCCUACUGUUGGUAUCUGGAGCAAAGGUAUGAAUCAUUGUGGCAAUUACUGUAAUUUUGAAAUAGGCUGAUGGCGUCGUUACAUUGGGACUAACGCCUCUUCACUAUGCUUGCCAUAAGAACUACUUUGACGCUGCCAGGCUUCUUAUUGUAAGAGGGGCAAAAGUAGAGGCAGUAGAUGAAGUUGGCUAUUCGGCGCUUCAUUUAUGUGCAGAAAAAGGAAGCUUCCGAUUGCUGAAAUUGCUAUUAGAGGUGGGCCUUUUUAUGACAAAACAAUACAUGUUUCAAAUUUAUAAUCAAUUUCUUAUUCUAGCACAUGGUAAACCCUGACAAGUACUUGUCAUUCGAAAGUAAAGAUCAGCCCUACCCUAUACGAGAUGGUGCAGACGAGCCGCUGAGACUAGCCAUUUAUCAAAAGCAUUAUGAGUGUGCAAAACUUUUGCUCGAAAUGGGUGCAGAUCCAAAUGCAAAGUACUUUGAUGGUCCUCAAAUUACCCUGGUAGACCCCAAAGACAUAAAAUAUAUAAAAUUACUGGUAGGUGUUUUCGAACCAUUACCAUACAAAAUUUUGUAGCUCGAAUACGGAGCCGAUCCAAAUGUACGGUCACGGAAAGGUGUCACACCGUUAAUGAAGGCUUGUGAAAGUGGAGAAACAUCGUUCGAAUCGGUGAAACUUCUACUAAAUCACAAUGCGGAAGUUAACGUACUAAACUCAAAGUCAUCGUAUCCCAUGACAGCGUUACAUUACGCAGUAGGAAGCGGUUAUGUUGAUACUGUGCGCCUUCUAUUGGAAGUAAGUAUUGGAGAAUCCUGAUUAUUAUUUUACGGUAAAUUUAUGACAAUCAUCAUUACUUACAUACGUAGUGUGGGCAUUGUUUUGUUUAUAGAUGACUGAUUUUUAUGUUUAGAAUGGAGCAAAGCAAAACUUGAAACCAGAAUCAGAAUACAACACCCAACGUUUCCCGCCGGUGCUUCAUUUUGCAAUUAUGUCGGGAAACUUGGAUAUUGUUCAGCUUCUAAUUGACUACGGAGCUAAUUUACAUACUCCAGAUGGGGUCUACGGUAAUGCGGUACACUUGGCAGUUUGUUUCCGAAUCGAAGCUGUUGAUACAGUGGAGAUGAUUGAAUUACUCUUAAACAAUGGAGCCGAUGUUAAUAUGGGAGUAAUCAACCCACACAAUGUGUUUGUACGACCACCAAUAGAGGAAUUUUUCCGGAGACUCUACAAAUAUGAAAUAGAAACCAACCACGGAUACAGACACUGGGUCAAAAUCGUCAAGUUAAUGUUUUCGUACGGUGGAAAAUUUAAUAUUUCUCCUGCAUCUGUAGACGUAAAGUCCAUGGCCGUUCCUACAGCGAAGCCAUGGCCAAAGUAUGCUGACAACUUGAACUUCUAUUUAUUAAAAAUGGCAGCCAACGUUGAGAAUGUGGAGCUUAUUGAGCCCGAGAACUCAAUAUACAUUUCAAGGGAGCAAAUCCACGAACUUAAAACGUGAGUACUUUGUUCUUUUGCAAAUUGGUAAAUUUUACGUUCUAGACAGCCACGAAAACUGCUCGAAAAGUGCAGGAUAUACAUUCGUGCCAACUUUGAUAUAUCACCAAGCACAGUGAAUCAACUGCCAUUAAGUCCCCUUAUGAGAGAGUACGUUCUUGGUACAACUGACCUUCCUCAAGCUUGA
Messenger RNA from Bursaphelenchus okinawaensis, 1808 nucleotides. The record is from the annotation of a GenBank genome assembly. Lineage: Eukaryota; Metazoa; Nematoda; Chromadorea; Rhabditida; Aphelenchoididae.